UGCAUAAACUUCUCUCAUUGUCCGCAUCAAUCGAAGCUUUUUCUGUUCCCUCUCUUCCUCCCUUCGCUCGCGGCCAAGCAUAAGGAAGAUCACACCUUUUGGCAAAUUGCAAACGUCCACCGCCCAUCACCCCUGUCGCUAUAUCUCUCUCUCUCUCUCUCUCCCCAUCCGUUGCGCAGCGCCCCCCCUCGUGAAACCCGCCUUCCAAAUGCUCAUCUGCCGUCGCUGACCGAACGUGGGAAAGGCCUAAAGGGGUGCCAGAUUUGGCUCCGCUUCGACGGGUGAAGACUGAGAGUCGUGGGUGAGCGAGAGAGAGAGAGUCUCGGGAGACGGUGGAGGAGAGACAGACUCCACCGGCCGCCGUGUCAAAGGUGGUGCGGCGGCGGUGGUAAGAGACGGCGGUACUAGUCGUUGGCCACAGAGCGCGGAGAGAGGAUGCGAGAAAUUAGGGGUCCUCGUUUGAUUUCGGUGGAGGCGGUUGGUGACAGAAGCUGCAUGAAUGUACGCCACUGUCUUCAGCGGCGGCUAAACAUUAGCGAUUGCUUUGCCUCUGAGAUUAGCCUUCUGCGCUUUCUAACAGAACAAACACGUGAGAAUCAAAACUCAAAAGACCAUGUUAUACGGUUGAGCUCUUGAAGAUGAUGCAGAUGAAAAUGAUCAAGAUCACAUGGUGGGCCAUAGUUGGAUUGUUACACACUCAGAAAAGCCAUGAUUGAGGGACAAGAUUCGAUCAAUUUCGUGGUGAAUCCUCUGCGUUAUUAUUAAAUUCAUCCCACUCGACUUCGUGCUCACAGCACUAGCCCCACUGCUGCACUAAGACAAGGUUGGAUUGCAUUGCACAAGCAGAGGAAGCAGUCAUGCAGUAAACUAACGAAUGAACUCAUUUUUUUAUUCAAAAUCAGAACUUUCAAGAGAAUUUGCUGUAUGUUUCAACCUGCAAGAGCAAGAGCAAGUCCCCACCAAGGAGUAGAGCGGGUGCAGACAUUCUCACGAUAAAUAUACAGACAAAUUGCAUUAAGCCAGGUGGACAACGACAGCAGUGGUACUGGUUCUUGACCACUGUCUUCAUUUCUCUUUAUCACCAAUAUGUCAGCCUUGUCUUCUUCUUGUUCUUCUUCUAUUUCCUUUGUCCUUUUCUUUUUUCCCUUUUCCUGGGCCAUGAAAAUUCAAAUAGUAGUCUGAGGACCCCCUCCAUCUGCAAAGAAUUCAACCCUGUAAUUCUGGCAGGGAAGAAAAGAACAAGAAGUGAACUUGGGCGUGUUCUUCUCUGUUCCCACAUGUUUGCGUAAGCCAAAGUCUCAAAGUGGCUCUCUUUCUCCUGCUUCAAGUAUUCCCUUCCCAAUUAUAAAGAAACAGGAAGUGUCCAGCGCAGAGCCAGUUCAGGGUUCCUUGAGACUUAAUGCUUCUUCCUUGCUUUUCUGGAGAAUGGAGGGUUCUCGUUUCUCAUUGCACUCUCUCAGAUUUCAGUGACGUUGGCUCUCAUUCAGGGUUUUUCACUUUGGACGUAAUUGAUAGAUUGGAAGAAGUUAAGGACAUACCGGCCCUCUUUUGCUGUGCCUGCUGCAAAAGUCGGAAAACAAUAUGCUUAAUGUUCUCCGUCUCUGGAAGGUUGUUGACCUAAGGAUCCCGAUGGAUCUGGUUUGGCUUCUCUGCAUUUUCGUCCUCUUUUCCGGAGAAUUGUCACUAGGACAGUCCAAACCCAAUGCAGACACAGUGACUAUUGGAGCUAUUUUCACCUUUACAACUAUCAAUGGGAAAGUCGCUCAAAUCGCCAUGAAGGCUGCAGAGAACGAUGUCAAUGCAGAUCCAACUUUUCUUGGGGGACACAGACUGUCUAUAUCCAUGCACGAUUCCAAUUUCAGUGGAUUUCUUGGCAUCAUCGGCGCUUUGCAGUUCAUGGAGACGGACACGGUUGCAAUAAUAGGUCCACAGAAUUCAGGAACGGCCCACAUUCUCUCGCAUCUAGCAAAUGAACUACACGUUCCCAUGCUGUCAUUCACAGCGCUGGACCCCAUGCUCUCUCCCCUCCAGUACCCCUACUUCGUUCAAACUGCACCCAGCGAUCUGUUCCAGAUGAUGGCUGUUGCAGAUAUGAUCAGCUAUUACAGAUGGCGAGAGGUGGUUACAAUUUACUCCGAUGAUGAUCAUAGCAGGAAUGGCAUCACUGUGUUAGGUGAUCAACUGGCGGAGAGACGCUGCGAUAUAAUGUAUAAGGCAGCGCUUCCCCCAGAUCCCACGGCAACUGAGAGUGAUGUUAUAGCUGAAUUGAAUAAGAUAAAAUUGAUGGAACCCCGAGUGAUCAUAUUGCAUACAUACACAAAGACAGGUCUUUUGGUUUUUGAUGUGGCCAAGAGCCUCGGCAUGAUGGAGAGUGGGUAUGUUUGGUUCGCAACUACGUGGUUGUCUAGUGUUCUGGAUUCUAAUUCUUCACUUUCCUCAAAGGUUGCUGACUCUAUUCGGGGAGUUCUCGCACUUAGGCUCCACACCCCCGACUCAAAGAGAAAAGCGGAUUUUUCAGCGAGGUGGAACUCGUUGAGCAAUGGUACUAUUGGGUUGAACCCUUAUGGUCUUUAUGCCUAUGAUACAGUAUGGAUGAUUGCUCGUGCAGUUAAAAUGUUCCUGGAUCAGGGAAACAACAUUUCAUUCUCGAAUGACGCGAAAUUAAGUAAUGUUGGGGGAGGAGCUCUGAAUCUUGAGGCAUUGAGCAUUUUUGAUGGAGGGAAGCAGUUGCUUACCAAUGUCCUGCAGACAAAUAUGAAUGGUCUGAGUGGCCCAAUCAAAUUUAAUCCAGACAGAUCUCUAGUACAUCCUUCUUAUGACGUCAUUAACGUACUUGAAAAUGGGUAUCGCCAGAUAGGAUAUUGGUCCAACUACUCUGGGCUUUCCAUUGUUCCUCCUGAAGAACUUUAUGCCCAACCACCUAACCGUUCUAGUUCGAACCAACAUUUGAACAGUGUGAUUUGGCCUGGAGGCACCAGUACCAAGCCUCGCGGUUGGGUUUUUCCAAAGAAUGGAAAGCAACUAAGCAUAGGAGUUCCAAGGAGAGUUAGUUACCGGGACUUUGUCGAGCAGGUCAAUGGUACUGACAUCGCCCAGGGGUAUUGCAUAGAUGUGUUUCUUGCUGCCAUAAAAUUGCUUCCCUAUGCAGUUCCACACAAAUUUAUCUUGUUUGGAGAUGGUCGCAAAAAUCCUAGCUACAACGAGCUCGUAAAUGAGAUUGCAGCAGAUGUUUUUGAUGGUGCUGUGGGAGAUAUCGCGAUUGUUACAAAUCGAACAAAGAUUGUAGAUUUUACUCAGCCAUACAUUGAGUCGGGUCUAGUUGUUGUUGUUGCCCCUGUUAGGAAUUUGAAUUCAAGUCCUUGGGCCUUCUUGCGUCCAUUUACUCCAUCGAUGUGGGCUGUCACAGGGGUCUUCUUCCUCAUUGUAGGAGCAGUAGUGUGGAUUCUUGAACACAGAAUUAAUGAUGAGUUCCGGGGAUCUCCCAGGAAACAGGUCAUCACAAGUCUAUGGUUCAGCUUUUCUACCAUGUUCUUUGCCCACAGAGAAAACACCGUAAGCACACUCGGUCGCAUGGUGCUGAUCAUCUGGCUUUUCGUGGUUUUGAUAAUUAACUCAAGCUAUACAGCGAGCCUCACAUCAAUCCUGACUGUUCAACAGCUAUCCUCGCCGAUCAGAGGGAUAGAUUCGUUAAUAAUCAGCGAUUCCCCCAUUGGCUUCCAAGUGGGGUCUUUUGCAGAGAACUAUAUGGUUGAGGAACUGAACAUUCCAAAAUCAAGACUUAUUUCACUUGACUCGCCAGAGGAUUAUGCUUCAGCCCUCAAGACUGGAAGAGUGGCUGCUGUUGUUGAUGAAAAACCAUACAUAGACCUCUUCCUUUCAAAUCACUGCCAGUUCUCAAUCAUGGGCCAAGAGUUCACCAAAAGUGGGUGGGGUUUCGCAUUCCCUAGAGACUCCCCCCUAGCCAUCGACAUGUCCACUGCCAUGCUCACUCUAUCAGAGAACGGUGAGCUCCAGAAGAUUCAUGACCGGUGGCUGUCCAGAAAGGCUUGCGGGUCCCAGAACUCUGGCGCAGGAUCUGACCAGCUUCAUCUCCAAAGCUUCUGGGGGCUGUUCCUUAUUUGCGGGGUUUCUUGCGCUAUAGCUCUCGUCCUAUAUCUCUUCUUUGUCUUGCGCAAGUUCAAAGAGCAUUCUCAUCAAGUAUCUGAGCCAUCUUCCCAUGGAAGCUCUCGUUCCGCACGCCUUCAGACUUUUUUGUCCUUUGUGGAUAGGAAGGAGGAUAAGUCUCGGAGCAAGUCGAAGAGAAAGCGGAGUCAAGAGCUUAUGAAUAAAUACGGGGAAUCUAACCUAUCAAUCAAUGGAUCCAAUAGACUAGAAAUUGACGUCUCCGGUUAACGUUGAAAGGGGAAUGUACUGGAUCCACGAGUUUACAUAGCUAAUAACAGCUUGGUUGCUUAUUUUCAAUCUUGGGUCUGGAAAGAACCGGGAAUUCUCCGAGUGUAGAGUUUCACUUAAUAGUCCGGGGCGGCGGUGCUUAGAGUAGGGCGACCAGUUUGUUGUGCAGAGUUUUAACUGAAGACAUCAUCCUCUUUUCUGUUCCGAAACGUCAUGCAGUUGGAUGGGGGAUUACUCAAAGGCGAGUGAAGGUGAUCCAGAGAUGCAAACGUCUGUCGCCGACCCCAAGCCAGUUGAAGGGCUUACAUUUAGGAGUCCACAACCUGUGUCGUGCUGGAAGUUGGAGCAGCCAAAUGCCUAUGCUCAUGCAGAAGUAGAAGAAGCUGUGUGAUCUUGGAAGUGAGGAAAUGGUAGUAAGUUUUCUCGCCGAAACAAAACAAAUGGACUGUGGUGAAGAACACUAGCUUUUAAGAUCGUUUGCAAUCUGACAGUGGAUGAAUGCAAAAACGAUAUUAGUGUUGUGUAUCUUGGCUUGCAAUGAUCAGCUGAAUUUGAAAGCACGAGUCUGUCGCACUUUGUAGCAGAAGAAGCUGUGACACCGCACGAGUUUGAACUUGUUCUUGCUUCUCAAAAUGGAUGGCAUGGCAUGGCAUGGCACUCCGUUAACCCAAGUAUCACAUUUUGAGUUAUAUUGUUGAAAAUUUGUGUACUCGAUUGAACAAAAACUAAGGUUAGAUACUCGAUU
Messenger RNA from Rhodamnia argentea, 5137 nucleotides. Its product is annotated as glutamate receptor 3.2-like. Lineage: Eukaryota; Viridiplantae; Streptophyta; Magnoliopsida; Myrtales; Myrtaceae. Gene Ontology annotation, molecular function: glutamate-gated receptor activity. Gene Ontology annotation, cellular component: plasma membrane. The record is from RefSeq and is a predicted model, not a curated record. The transcript has 9 exons. Bases 1582 to 4392 code for a protein of 936 amino acids.